CGCCUUUGCACAAGUCCCUGUCUCGCACGACGCUUUCACGCACAGGAAUGCCUGCACAACCCACCUGCCCGCCGCCGACGAAGGCAUACCUGGCUGAGUGCAAGAAGAAGCUCGACCCUGAGACCAAGCAAGACGACGGGGGGAACCCCAUCGCCGACGGCCUCAAAGGCCUGGCGAACGCGAUCGACAAGUACCUCCUCUCGCUCAACGUCGGAAAGUAUGAGGGCCCCCCGACUGACCCCGACGAGGACGGAUGCGUGUACCGCGAGACCGGCAAGGGCGUGCUGCGCGCCAAGGUCAACCCCUUCGGCGUGAGCGUCGCCCGGGUCACCAUCGGCUGGGUGAAGUCGAAGGAGAAGAAGGUGGGCGAGGAUUGGGUGGUCGUCCCGCCCCCGGUUGGCGAGGGGCUCGUCCAGUAUAGGUCAAGGGGAUUGUUGGCAAUGUCAAGGUUUUUAUCGAGACGGGCCUCAUCAAGAUUGGAGUUGGGCCAGGCAACGGCCUCUUCACGAUCACGCUGCCUCAAGGCCGGCGAGGGGCUCACCACCGUCCGCUCGCUCGGCUUCGUCAACAAGAAGAAGCCGCAGCCGCCGGCCUAG
Emiliania huxleyi CCMP1516 is the source of this 596-nucleotide messenger RNA. RefSeq lists its product as hypothetical. The transcript has 6 exons. The coding region runs from base 48 to 596 and encodes 182 amino acids. The record is from RefSeq and is a predicted model, not a curated record. NCBI's taxonomy places the organism in Eukaryota, Haptophyta, Isochrysidales, Noelaerhabdaceae.